AUGUGGGCAAAACAGACACAAUAAAAAGUUCCCGUCCACCACACGCGGGUCCAAGUUUUCUCCUCUAGGGUUUUGCCUUUGGAACCCAUCCAUCCAUCCAUCCAUCAGGAAGGAUCAAAUCAAAUCAGAUCAAAUCCUCCUCUCUUCCACUUCUAAAUCAAACAGAAUGGGAAGAGGAAAGUUUAAGGGAAAGCCUACCGGUCAGCGCCACUUUUCUACCCCCGAGCAGAUGCUUGCUGGCACCUCAACCCGUCCUCGCACGUUUAAGCGGGAGGAAGCUGAGUAUGAAGAGGAAAAGAGGGAAGAGGAAUCUGAGGAGGAAUCCGAAGAAGAUGAUCCUGAUCAAAAGCGGAAAGGAACUCAAGGUAUUAUUGAGAUUGAAAAUCCUAAUUUGGUGAAAGCAAAGAACUUGAAAGCUAGAGAUGUUGAUACUGGGAAAACAACAGAGCUUUCAAGGCGUGAAAGGGAGGAGUUAGAGAAACAAAGGGCUCAUGAGCGAUACAUGAGGCUGCAAGAACAAGGGAAAACAGAGCAGGCUAGGAAAGACUUGGAACGAUUGAGUCUCAUCCGCCAGCAAAGGGAAGAAGCUGCUAGAAAGCGAGAAGAAGAAAAGGCUGCCAAGGAGCAGAAGAAAGCAGAAUCUCGGAAAUGACCAUAGGAGGAAAGUUAUCAACAAUUAGUGCCCUCCAUAAUAUGCUAGAAAGAACUUGCUAGUUGGCCUAUAAUCUUCCUAUCUUUGUCGACAAUGUUAUUGGUUUUGAAAAGCAAAUAGAUUAUUUCAUGCUUUUUAGAAGGUUGAACUUUAAUUUGUAUACAGAAUAUUUUGAUUGGAUUGUAUUUGAACAUCUAUUCUGAAUUCCAAUUCUCAAACCUAUUUGUUCGCAGCUUACUCCUUGUCUUCUUGGGAAUGCCUGAA
Populus euphratica (Euphrates poplar) is the source of this 916-nucleotide messenger RNA. Its product is annotated as 28 kDa heat- and acid-stable phosphoprotein-like. The coding region runs from base 167 to 652 and encodes 161 amino acids. Lineage: Eukaryota; Viridiplantae; Streptophyta; Magnoliopsida; Malpighiales; Salicaceae. The record is from RefSeq and is a predicted model, not a curated record. The transcript has 9 exons.